AUGGAAGUAAUGAGAAAAGAAGCUGUUCUUCAUCACUUUAGCCAUGACCAUCCACUGGGACUCACAAACUCGGCCCCUGCGCAAAAUGCUCGGUGUUUCGGAUGCAAACUAUGUCUCCUCCCAGGAACAGACUACUACCACUGCAAGAGCUGCCCUUUUCUCCUGCACCGGCUCUGCUUCAACAUGCCGAGGAAGCUGCAACUUCCCGCCCAUCCAGAUCACUGCUUGACCCUGCUCGCACCGUCCUCAUCCUUCCGAGGCAACUCAACUUGCAAGGCCUGCGAACAGCAGGUCAAUGGUUCUUUUCACUACAGCUGUGCCGUGUGUAGUGUUUCUUAUCACGCAUUAUGUGCGGCCCUACCUCCUUCAAUUGCAAUCGCUACUCACCCUCACGUGCUUAAGUUGGUAUUCUCACUCCCACAUGAAUUCAGGUGUGAUCUGUGCAAUAAACCAAGCUACAGAGGGUGGGUAUACAGAUGCAACCGCUGUCGGUUCAAUAACCACCUCACCUGUGCUAUUUCUUGCUAUCGAGCGGACCUAACUAGGGAAGAAGAUGCGAACAAAGAAAUAAUGCAACUACUAGCGCAGAAAUUUACCAGGAGUGAAGUGGCCAAACCGGUCGAGAUGCCUAGCCCUUUAAGAGAGAACGUCAACAUCAGGAGUGCCUGGACGAAAAGUCCUGAUUUGAGUAGAGGAAAACUCGACACGGUUUCAACUUUGGCGACUGCAGAACAGACAAGUCCAAAGGAUAAAUCGCCUCUGCUUUCUGAAGGCCACGCGACUCCAAGUCAUCAGUUCAGCGACGCGUACUUCUCGAUCGAUUUGGCGAAGUCUUACUCAAGCUAUCUAGAGAAAAAUCAGCCAGGAAAGGGAGCUGCUGAUCAAGAUGCUACAUAUGUUUCUGGAGCAAAAGAGAAGAUGAAUUCCAGUGGCAACGUGAUGCCGGACAAGAAUGUGGGAGUGUCCAAUCAAGAAAAGCAGCAAAUGAAUCAACGGAACACAGUUGGACAUGGCUUAGCGUCACAUUAUAAGGUGCCAGAUGCUAGGACGAACCAAGCAUUUGUAACAUCGGCUGGGGCUCAUCCCGUGCAGCAGUUCACACUUCAAAUGGACCAAUACAGAUACGCCGAUGGAUCCAUCAUCAAGUCACUGAAUCAAGAUCAGUGCGCCGGAUCAGCUGCAGUGAGUACCCCACUAUUACUGAUAAGAGCUCCAAUUUCCCUUGCUUGCAGUGAACAGUGGACAGAAACGCUAUAA
This is a messenger RNA of Eucalyptus grandis, 1257 nucleotides long. RefSeq lists its product as uncharacterized. The record is from RefSeq and is a predicted model, not a curated record. NCBI's taxonomy places the organism in Eukaryota, Viridiplantae, Streptophyta, Magnoliopsida, Myrtales, Myrtaceae. The transcript has a single exon. Bases 1 to 1257 code for a protein of 418 amino acids.